AUGUUCCGCUUCAACGAAGCCGUCCAGCAAAAACUCGACCAAGGCGACUCCCGCGGGGAGAUCUCAUUCAUCCGCUACAAGCCAAUGCUGGUUCCCCCGCGGCCAUGGCUCUCGGUGGACAGUGGCGGGUUCAUUAGUCAGAAAACAGUGUUCAUGCGGACGCACGGAAGCAAACUGCAGACGGACUGCUUGUACCAGGCGGAUUUGACGAGCGUGUUUCGGUCGCUGAACAUUCUGGGAAAGGUGGGCUGGGUGAUCAACAAGGACGUGCUGAAGGUAGCGGAGGCGGUGUGGGAGAAUGGAGGCGGCGAGCUGGACAUUCCGUCGCGGACGGACUUGAAAAUGCCGGAUCCGAGCGAGUUUGAGAGCGAAAAGAAGUACCGCAAAGCGAUGAUGAAGAUCAAGCAGAAGAACUACGACCUGCAUUCGCUGCGUUGCGACCUCGGAUACAAGCUCGACAUCGCGCGCGAGUUUCAGAACGAUACUAUCUAUUUCCCGAUGAAUCUCGACUUUCGCGGCCGCGUGUACCCCAUUCCGCCCCAUCUGAACCAUCUCGGAAACGAUCUUUGUCGUGGCCUGCUCUCCUUCGCGCGGAAAAAACCGCUCGGCGAGCGCGGAUUGUUCUGGCUCAAGAUCCAAGUCGCCAAUCUCUACGGAAACGACAAGAUUUCGUUCGACGAUCGAAGCAAGUGGGUCGACGAGCAUCUCCCCGCGAUUCGCGAGUCCGUGCGAAACCCCCUCGCUCCGAACGCGUGGUGGAAAGAAGGAGACGAUCCCUGGCAGUUAUUAGCCACCUGCAUGGAGUACAUCCGAGCCAUCGAUUCGCCUCAUCCCGAAGCCUAUCUCAGCAACAUCCCCGUGCAUCAAGACGGAAGCUGUAACGGAUUGCAGCAUUACGCCGCGCUGGGACUCGACAAAACCGGCGGAACGCAGGUCAAUUUGGUCCCGAGUUCCAAGCCCGGAGACGUGUAUUCCGCGGUUCUCCGCAUCGUGAAGGAACGAAUCCAUGAGGAUCUUCGCAACCCCGACGCGUCGAUUCGCGCGAUGGCCGAGCUGCUGCGUGGAGGCGAAGAAGUCAAUCGCAAAGUCGUCAAGCAGACCGUGAUGACGUCGGUGUACGGCGUGACCUUCGUGGGCGCGCGCGAGCAAAUCGAAGGCCAGCUCAACGCGCGUCGUGACGAUAAGAAAAUCGACUUCGAUGACGAUAUGCUGUACGCGCUGUCGAUGUAUCUCGCGGGAUUGACGCUGGGAUCGAUCGGCGUGACGAACAAAGGCGCCACGACCAUCAUGGCGUGGCUGAACAAGAUCGCAGCGAUCAUCGCACACACGAACAGCCCCGUGUGCUGGGUUACGCCGCUGGGGCUGCCGGUUGUGCAGCCGUAUCGCAAGGAGAACGUGUUUCAUAUCGCGACGGCGAUGCAGGACGUGCAGGUGAAGGUGAACAACGAUGUGCUGCCCGUGCUGACGAGGAAGCAGAGCUCGGCGUUCCCGCCCAAUUUCGUGCAUUCGCUGGACAGCACGCACAUGAUGAUGACUUCGCUGGUGUGCGAUAAGUAUGAUAUGGACUUCGCGACCGUGCAUGACUCGUACUGGACGCAUGCGUGCGAUGUGGACACAAUGAAUCAUUUGCUUCGAGAACAGUUCGUCAAGCUCUAUUCGCAGCCCAUCUUGGAGAAUUUCUUGGAGUCUCUGGUGAUUCGGUAUCCCAGUUUGACGUUCCCGCCCAUUCCGGAGAAGGGAGAUUUGGAUUUGAAAUGUGUGCUGGAGAGUCCGUACUUUUUCAAUUAAAUGUCUCUUUAUUG
Messenger RNA from Blastocystis hominis, 1802 nucleotides. RefSeq lists its product as hypothetical. Lineage: Eukaryota; Bigyra; Opalinata; Blastocystidae. Gene Ontology annotation, cellular component: mitochondrial DNA-directed RNA polymerase complex. The record is from RefSeq and is a predicted model, not a curated record. Bases 1 to 1788 code for a protein of 595 amino acids. Gene Ontology annotation, biological process: mitochondrial transcription. Gene Ontology annotation, molecular function: DNA binding; DNA-directed RNA polymerase activity. The transcript has 10 exons.